Molecule: messenger RNA, 2977 nt
Organism: Charadrius vociferus (killdeer)
Lineage: Eukaryota; Metazoa; Chordata; Aves; Charadriiformes; Charadriidae
Gene: SFMBT1
Product: Scm-like with four mbt domains 1
Exons: 20
Coding region: 120-2726 (868 amino acids)
Biological process (GO): regulation of DNA-templated transcription
Cellular component (GO): nucleus
Molecular function (GO): transcription corepressor activity; histone binding
Source: RefSeq, a predicted model, not a curated record
UGAAUGUCCUGGCUGCCAGUAGAAUCGAAGGCAGGAGGCAACUCAUGACCACCAAACCGUGACAGCCUCAGAUUCCCCUGCUUCUGGCUGCUCAAAAUAACUACUGGGCUACUGUGGAGAUGAAUGGAGAACAGCAGUAUGAUGCAGAUGCUGGUUCCAGUGUGGAAGAAAUGGAAUUCAAUUGGGAUGAGUAUCUAGAAGACACAGGAGCAACUGCAGCCCCCCAUGGGUCUUUUAAACAUGUGGAUACAAGUUUGCAGAAUGGUUUUGCCCCUGGUAUGAAGCUAGAAGUUGCUGUCAAGUCUGACCAGAACACCUACUGGGUGGCCACCAUCAUUACUACCUGUGGGCAGCUGCUCCUGCUGCGCUACGAUGGUUACGGGGAAGACCGCAAGGCUGACUUUUGGUGUGAUAUCAUGACAGCUGAUUUACACCCCAUCGGCUGGUGUGAGCAGAACAAGAAGAUUCUCAAAGUGCCUGAAGGUAUCAAGGACAAGAUACCUGACAAGGAGGAAUUCCUUCAGCGGGUGCUGAAAGGAGCAUGCAGUGCUCCUGCUAACCUGCUGGAGGGGCUCCACAGAGGGAAAAAUCCAUUGGAUCUCAUUGCACCAGGCUCCCGACUAGAACUGCAAAACAUUCGGGAUUGCCUGGAAGCCUGGAUAGUCAACGUGGUAGAAAAUGUUGGUGGGAGACUUAAACUGCGAUACGAAGGACUGGAUGAUUCUGACAAAUUUGAUCAAUGGCUCUUCUACUUGGACCCUUUCCUUCAUCAAGUGGGGUGGGCAGCUCAGCAUGGAUAUAGCCUGCAGCCACCUUCAGCCAUUAGGCCCUUGAAGAGCGAAGCAGAUUGGCAAGAGAUCCUGAAGAAGGUGAAAGAAGAGGAAGAGGAUUCAUCGGUUCCUACAGAUCUCUUUAAGGAUAAACCUGUGAUUGGAGUGCAUUCCUUCUCUGAAGGCAUGAAGUUAGAAGCUGUGGACCCAAUGGCUCCUUUUGUAAUCUCUCCUGCUACAGUUCUCAAGGUAUACAAUGAAAAAUAUUUCAUGAUAGAGAUUGACGACUUGAGACCAGAGCGUACAACCAGCCAGUCUUACAUUUGUCAUGUCAACAGUGCUGGUAUUUUCCCUGUGCAAUGGAGUCUGAAGAACGGCUUGCAUCUCAGUCCCCCACCAGGUUAUCCUGGGCAGGACUUCGAUUGGGCAGACUACCUCAAACAAUGUGGUGCUGAGGCAGCUCCCCAGAGCUGCUUCCCUUCGUUAACUUCUUCUGACCAUGGAUUUAAAGAGAAUAUGAAACUUGAGGCUGUGAACCCAGUUGAUCCUGAAGAAGUUUGCAUUGCUACAGUCACCAAGUUGAAAGAUUCCUACCUCUGGCUUCAGCUGGAAGGCUCCAAGAAGCCCGUCCCUGACUGUAUAGUGAGUGUGGAAUCAAUGAAUAUAUUUCCAGUGGGUUGGUGUGAAACGAAUGGAUAUCAGCUCAGACCUCCUCGCAAAGCAAUAGUAAAUAAGCAGAAAAAAAUUGCAGUAGUUCAACCAGAGAAACAAAUUUUGUCUUCGAGGACAGUUCAUGAUGGACUAAAGAACCAGGAACUGAACUCUUCUGACUCAGUGGUAAUUAAUGGAAAGUACUGCUGCCCAAAGAUCUACUUCAAUCACCGGUGCUUCUCAGGGCCUUACCUAAACAAAGGCAGGAUUGCAGAGCUUCCUCAGUCUGUGGGACCUGGGAACUGUGUUCUUGUUCUGAAAGAGGUUCUCACUUUAUUGAUCAAUGCAGCUUACAAACCUAGCCGUGUCCUGCGAGAACUGCAGUUGGAUGAAGAGGCUGCAUGGCAUGGGCAUGGAGAGACCCUAAAAGCCAAGUACAAAGGGAAGAGCUACCGUGCAACUGUGGAAGUUGUGAGGACAGCAGACCGGGUGGCAGAUUUCUGUAGGAAAACAUGCAUUAAGCUGGAAUGCUGUCCAAACCUCUUCGGCCCUCAGAUGGUGCUGGAUAAGUGUUCAGAGAACUGCUCUGUCCUGACAAAGACUAAAUACACACACUAUUAUGGAAAGCGGAAAAACAAGCGGAUAGGCAGGCCUCCGGGUGGCCACAGUAACCUGGAAGUAGCUAUGAAGAAACCAAAUAAAAGACGGAAGAGACGAAAACAUUUUUUUGUUCAUAAGAAAAAACGUUCUUCUGCUUCAGUGGAUAACACUCCAGCUGGAUCUCCCCAGGGUAGUGGAGGAGAAGAGGAGGAUGACCAGGAUGAGGUAGAUGAAGAAUCUCUGACUGAAGAUAGUACCUCAGAGCACCAAGACGAAUUGCUUGAGGAAUCAGAAGUAUCAGAGAAGAAAUCACUGUCAUCCUCUCCUACACAGAGUGAACUGUCUCAUUCCCUGGCUCAGGACCGAGACAAGCGGAAGAGGAAGCUCAGGACCUUUUCCUUUUCUGAUGAUGAAAAUAAACCUCCUUCACCAAAGGACAUGAAGAUGGAGGUUGCUGAAAAGCUGCAGCUGGACAGUAACCCUCUGGAAUGGAGCGUGGCUGAUGUUGUACGAUUCCUCAAAUCCACUGACUGUGCACCACUGGCAAGAAUUUUCCUUGAUCAGGAAAUCGAUGGCCAGGCACUGCUGCUGCUCACCCUGCCCACCGUUCAGGAGUGUAUGGACUUGAAGCUUGGGCCAGCUAUUAAACUCUGCCAUCACAUUGAGAGGGUCAAACUUGCCUUUUACCAGCAGUUUGCUAACUGAGGAGCAGCCAAGUUGAAGUGGACCUUUGAAGCACAACUACAAAAACACGCUCCUUUCUCUCUAGCAAGGAAAGCCAAAUGAAGUUAAACUGGGGCCCUGGUGACCUAAGAGCAUCUGUCAGCCUCUGUUUUUCACUUUGACAAAAGGAAGACAACAUCUGGAGCAAAAUGCCAAUGCAAACACAGGGGCUACUCUACCAGCUGCCAGCUCGGGAACACAAUAGUCUCUUGCUCUAUGGUUCCCUUUUUUUU